GCUGAAGUCGAAGUUUCAACCCCCCAUGCAAAUCAGAUGUCUCCAACCUGGUCUCAAAACCCUAAUAUACUCAGAGGAAACGCCACUCAUUAUCCAUUCAUACUCAGUGGCAUAUUCCUCACUAUCGCCUCGGUCGCUGCAGUCUUCUGCUUUCCUUUCGUUGUUCGGAUCCUUGGGUAGUACUACUCAAUCUUCAUUAUUCUUGUCUUCGUCAUCUGGGUUAGAUGAUUUGCUCGGGACUGAAAGUGGGGUUUACAUGAGCUUCGGGGAAGGGAAAUUGCUAGAACCCGACAUCCCGCCUGAUAUGGCUAAGGUGACGAAUAAGUUGUAUGACACCGUUAAGUGCUACCACACUGUCAACGAAGAGCUAGGGUUUUCUGAAGAAGAUUGGGAAGAAGAAUUUAAGGAGUUUGAUUUCCUAGAGGAACUGCAUGGUGAUCAAGAAAGCAAUAUUGAAGAUCAUGAAGAUGAUGAGUUUUUGCACCAAGGAUAUCCAAUAAUUAAUGGUGCAUCUUCAUCGGUCCCAAAGGUGUUCAAUGGGAGGGAGGGACUCCAUCCACGCAAGUGGUUCACCUAUUCCGAUGGAUUUAUGUUAUCAUCAGAGUAUCAGAAUUCAUUCGCCAAUCAUGAUUUCGCGGAUCGCAGCAGCACAUGCGUCUUGGUACACUCGAAUUCAGCUCCAUUCACACUCUGGGUUGGUCCCAUUGCAGCUGUUAUGUAGAUAUAUAUAAAUUUUACUUCAGUUC
Messenger RNA from Rubroshorea leprosula, 746 nucleotides. The record is from the annotation of a GenBank genome assembly. NCBI's taxonomy places the organism in Eukaryota, Viridiplantae, Streptophyta, Magnoliopsida, Malvales, Dipterocarpaceae.